This is a messenger RNA of Lepus europaeus (European hare), 858 nucleotides long. RefSeq lists its product as uncharacterized. Gene Ontology annotation, molecular function: fatty acyl-CoA hydrolase activity. The record is from RefSeq and is a predicted model, not a curated record. The transcript is spliced from 4 exons. Gene Ontology annotation, cellular component: mitochondrion. The coding region runs from base 213 to 815 and encodes 200 amino acids. NCBI's taxonomy places the organism in Eukaryota, Metazoa, Chordata, Mammalia, Lagomorpha, Leporidae.
GCAGGCUGGGAGCGGCUCCUGGUGCCGCGCGGGGCGCUCUGUGGCCCGGGGCCCCACGUCACUCGCGACCCGCCCCUCUCCCUGGAGGCGGGAGCGACGCCGGCGGCCCAGGGUUUUUUUUAUGUCAAGAAAGUCUUCUGAGAUCCUCAGUGUAACACUUCAAUCAAUAAUUCAAAUUCACCAGGUACUUUCUAAGCCCACAAUCACUAGUGAUGAUCUCUUGGGUUUCAAGGCUGCUUCCUAAGAAUGCCUGUUACUUUGCCACCUCAUCAAAGAACCAGAGAGUUGAAGAUUGGCGGCGGCGGCAGGAGGCCUAUGGGUACUUCUUACCCAUCCAGACAAGAUGGCAAGAUAACGACCAGUAUGGCCACGUGAACAAUGUUGUGUACUACAGCUACUUCGACACCAUUAUCAACCACUAUCUGAUCAGGUACUGUGGCCUGAAGACCUGCCUGCAGACGUCGCCCCUGGUGGGGUUCAUGGUGACCAAUCAGUGCAGCUAUCACACGCCCAUCAGCUUUCCGCAGGUCCCGGUGGCGGCCUUGGCUGUGGAGAAGGUGGGUCACUCCAGUGUGAGUUACAGACUUGCCCUGUUUCCGCCCAAGGCCACUCAGGAGCCACCUGCAGUAGGUCACCGUGACCUCAGCGAUGGCUUUUUCUUCGGCCAUCCCAAGUUGGCAGAGUUUGAUGCCUUGGCCUGCACCACCGGCUCUUCAGUCCAUGUCUUUGUGACUCCAGCCACCAGCAAGCCAGCGGGCCUUCCGGAAGACUUGAGGACGGGCCUCCGGAAGCUGCUCAUCCCAGCAGCAGCGUGAGACAGGGGCUGUUCAUGUAGUGAAAUAAAGUUCACAUUGCUCU